Dendroctonus ponderosae (mountain pine beetle) is the source of this 1475-nucleotide messenger RNA. RefSeq lists its product as uncharacterized. The transcript has 5 exons. NCBI's taxonomy places the organism in Eukaryota, Metazoa, Arthropoda, Insecta, Coleoptera, Curculionidae. Gene Ontology annotation, molecular function: olfactory receptor activity; odorant binding. The record is from RefSeq and is a predicted model, not a curated record. The coding region runs from base 46 to 1332 and encodes 428 amino acids. Gene Ontology annotation, biological process: sensory perception of smell; detection of chemical stimulus involved in sensory perception of smell. Gene Ontology annotation, cellular component: plasma membrane.
GUCAAUCAAUCGACGUUCCUCGAUCUGAAAGAAUAUUGUUUUGAAAUGUACAGUAAACACGAGAGUCUGGUUGGCAUGUUGAAGCCAAUGAUGAUGUUCACUGGAACAUGGAGACUGGAUGAAACAAAAUCCACCGUUCAAUGGCUUUACUGGUUAUACAGUCUCAUUUUUCAGGGCUUCGGCUUACUAUUUGUUGUCUUGGUAGUGACCAAGUUUAUAGAAUUUGUUCAAUCAGGUGCAGACAGUUCGGACAUCAUUUCAGCCCAAGUUUAUUUGCUAUCGACCACUUCUAUAUCGGGCAAGGUCCUCAUAUAUCAAGUUUAUAAAGUUUCGGACAUAUUCAAAGCUAUUCUGGAUGAAGAAGAAAAUCUGUGGCGAUCCGAAGACCAUGAAUUUAAAUCAGCAUAUCAAAGAGAAAUCAAAUACAUCAGAAAAUGGAAUUGGGGAAUUCUGUUAAGCAGUAUGUUUACGGCGCUAGCUCUGAUGUCAGCAGGUGUGGCUAGUUUGGUUCCUGUCGACAAUUCUACAAUUGACUCUGAUACAAACCACAAAGAAGAAUUUAGCAUGUUCCCCAUCUGGCUACCAUAUCGUCAAUCAGAUCAUAGAGCCUCAGUGGUUGCUCUAAAAUGUAUACUUACAUUCGUAUGUGCUUCUUUGUACAUAGUUUCCUGCAUGAUCUUUGUGGCAUUAAUGAUUUAUUCUGUUGGUUUAUUGAAAAUGCAACAGGAGAAAAUUCGCAAGUGCGAGUGGAACUCGUAUGACAUGGCAGCAAAUCCAUCUGUUGAUAUGAAAGCUCUUAUUAUAAAUAACCGGGGUGUAUUCAGAUUUAUUAAGCAUGUAGACAAAUGUAUUAGAUAUGUGAUUUUGGUUGAUGUUCUCCUGAGCUCCAUUAAUAUUGCUUCUUUGGCGACGAAUGCUUGGCAUGUAAGUUUCAAAAUACACGUUUUUUACCUAACAAAUGCAUUGUUCUCAAAUGAUCUACUUUUAUCAAUAAUUCCGUUUUUAAAUAAACAUUUUUUUCUUCAGUUUCGAAGUGAUGAUUUCUUGUUUUCCAUCUGUUUCUUACUAAUGCAGAUUGUGCAAGUGUUGGUUUUAGGAUGGUUUGCGAAUGACAUCAUAGUGCAGAGUAAGGCUACAGCUGAUGUUCUUUGCAAUAUGAAUUGGCAUUAUCUGGACAUCAAAAAUAAGAAAAUGUUCCUUAUGAUGCUUAUGCAAUAUCAGCAUGUUUCAGUAAUUUCCAUUGGACCUUUUGGCCCGAUGACGAUUAAAUCCGUUAUCUCAGUUAUCAAAGCUGCUUACUCCUACAUGAUGCUGAUGCGGACAUACAAAUAGUUAAAUACGUUCAAUCCUAUUCACCCACUAAAUAUUAGUUGGAAUGUACUUUAGCUGUAGCAACUCACUUUGAUUAAAAGCCUAGUUGUCUAUAGUAAUUUUACUAUAAGCUAAGUUUGAAUAAAAUUAGAACCAGCACUGUU